Neltuma alba is the source of this 927-nucleotide messenger RNA. RefSeq lists its product as uncharacterized. NCBI's taxonomy places the organism in Eukaryota, Viridiplantae, Streptophyta, Magnoliopsida, Fabales, Fabaceae. The coding region runs from base 1 to 927 and encodes 308 amino acids. The record is from RefSeq and is a predicted model, not a curated record. The transcript has 2 exons.
AUGGAAACCCAAAAAGAUAAUGGUAAGGGAAGUAAGCAUGUCUGGACCACCCAAGAAGAUAACAUGCUGGUUGAAUGCCUAGUCCAACUGAAAACCAAUGGAAAAUUUGUCGCAGAUACUGGGUUCAGUGUAGGAUAUUUGAAAAGGCUAGAGGAUAUGCUAGAAGUAAAGCUUCCAAGUUGUGGCUUGAAAGCUAACCCUCAUAUUAUGUCUAGGUUGAGAACAAUCAAGAAGCAAUGGCAGAUUGUUCAUGAUAUGGUGCAUAAUAAAAACACUUCUGGCUUUGGAUGGGAUCCCAUCAAAAAAUGUGUUACAGCUGAAGAUCAUGUAUGGACUGAGUAUGUGAAGGUUAAGAAAGAAGCUGGAAAUUUUAGGAAUAGAUGCUUAUCUCACUUUGAAGAGCUAUCAUAUGUUUGGGCUAAAGAUCGUGCAGAUGGGACAGGAGCAGAGGUGCCUAUAUCUCUUGGUGAGGAUGAUGAAGAAGAUUCUAGAAUUGAAGCUGAAGUCAAUGCUGAACAAGUACAUAACACAGAUACAAAUUCUAUUGCAUUUGAGCAACAACCUUCACAGCCAACUGAUGUCCAUUUAUCUGCAAAACGAAAACGAAGGAGUAGCCGUGAUGCUAUAGAGGUGCUUGCUGAUGCUUUAAAGGAAUCUUCUUCCAACAUGGACAACACAAUGAUGAAGUUUGCUGACAAUUUAUGUAAAGAAUUUGCAGAGAUGCGGAAGGAUUCCAGAAGAUUUGGUCCUGUUGAUGUGGGCAGAGCAGAGGAAAUAUUCAGGCAACUUAUGAGAAUACCAGGUCUUACAUGGGGAGAGAUUAACAAGGCUCAUUCUAAGAUUACUGAGUCUUCAUCAUUGGCAGUUGGAUUCUCACUAGUCCCUGAAAACGAGAUGGCUGCUUGGGUGUACAGCCUUCUUGAAUAG